Condylura cristata (star-nosed mole) is the source of this 567-nucleotide messenger RNA. RefSeq names its product interferon omega-1-like. Gene Ontology annotation, cellular component: extracellular region. Bases 1 to 567 code for a protein of 188 amino acids. The record is from RefSeq and is a predicted model, not a curated record. Lineage: Eukaryota; Metazoa; Chordata; Mammalia; Eulipotyphla; Talpidae. The transcript has a single exon. Gene Ontology annotation, molecular function: type I interferon receptor binding; cytokine activity. Gene Ontology annotation, biological process: cytokine-mediated signaling pathway; humoral immune response; natural killer cell activation involved in immune response.
AUGGCCUUUUUGGUCUCUUCACUCAUGGUGCUGGUGAUGCUCUCCAGUCCCAUCUACUCCAUCAGUUGUGACCUGGACUUAGCAAAGAACCUCAACUUGGGAAAUCUGGAGACCUUCAGAGUUCUGGAGCAAAUGGGGACAAUCUCUGAUCUUUCCUGUCUGGAGAACAGGACUAAUUUCCAUCUCCCCAAGGAAAAGCUGGAUGGCAAUCUGCUCCAGAAGGCCCAGGCCAUGGCCGUCCUGAAGGAGAUUCUCCAGCAGACCUUGCUCCUGUUCCUCACAGAGCAGUCUUCUAUUGCCUGGAACCAGACCCUCCUGGACCACCUGCGUGCUGGACUCUAUGGGCAGCAGCAAGAUCUGGACGCCUGCUUGGUGAAGGAACUGGAAGAGGAAGACUGGGCCCUAGGUGUUGAGGGUCCCAUGCUGGCUUUGAAGAGAUACUUCCUGGGAAUCCGUCUCUACCUGAAACAGAAGAAAUACACGGGCUGUGCCUGGAAGGUGGUGACAGUGGAAAUCAGGAGGUGCCUUCUCUUCACUAACAAACUUAUCAGAAAAUUCAGAAUGUAA